This is a messenger RNA of Pseudophryne corroboree (corroboree frog), 1204 nucleotides long. RefSeq names its product hyaluronan binding protein 2 (gene HABP2). Gene Ontology annotation, biological process: proteolysis. The record is from RefSeq and is a predicted model, not a curated record. The coding region runs from base 1 to 1164 and encodes 387 amino acids. The transcript has 8 exons. Lineage: Eukaryota; Metazoa; Chordata; Amphibia; Anura; Myobatrachidae. Gene Ontology annotation, molecular function: serine-type endopeptidase activity.
AUGCGUCGACACAGUGCUUUUGCGUCACACGACUGCUACAGGAAUAAUGGGUUUCGCUACCGUGGUCAUGCCAGCUACACAGAGGACAAAUACAGCUGCCUGCCCUGGGACUCUUAUCACCUGCUUAGGGAAAGCGUCAGCGCCUUCAUACCUGAAAUAUGGGAGCACGGAAUAGGCGAGCACAACUUCUGCCGAAAUCCAGAUGGCGCAGAGAAACCGUGGUGUUACUUUAUGAAUGAGAACGGGAAGCUGAGAUGGAACCUUUGUGAUGUUCCGGAUUGUGCAAAGACAUCGCAACCUAAUGUAACCGCAACUAUGAAGCUGGCAAAAUCCACAGCGCCCCCCAGCGUAACGGCGAAAGCAGACAUUUCAUUUCCCACUUGUGGCGUCAGAGAGCUGGCUAAUGACACUCGCAGAAGGAUAAUUGGUGGGAAGAGGGCACAGCCUGGCAAACACCCGUGGCUGGCGUCGCUCCAGCUAAAGUCUCCUGUGCCACCAUUUCCUGCCGGCCACCUCUGUGGGGGCGUUUUAAUUGCUGAGUGUUGGAUCCUGACCGCUGCCCACUGUGUAAAGCCACUGCCGCUGCCAAGCCUCUGGAAAGUGUUGCUGGGUAAAGUGGAUCUGCGGAAGGUGGAGACCCCUGAGCAAGUGUUUGCAGUAGAGAAGAUAAUUAUGCAUGAAAGUUUCAGGGAGGGACUCAGUAGUUUACACAAUGACAUUGCUCUUAUGAAACUAAAGAAAGUGAAUGGAAAAUGCGCGCGAGAGACGCAGUACGUGAAGACGGCGUGCUUACCAGACCAAGAGGUCUCGCCGGGGAAGAUCUGUCUAAUAUCUGGCUGGGGGAUGACAGAAACAGGUGCGUCACCUGCUCAGAUGCUUGACGCCACCGUCCAGGUGAUCCCGGUCAGCAACUGCUCCAGUACCGCAUCGUAUGGGAAAUUGAUUGACAGCAGUAUGGUCUGCGCCGGAGUCCCCGAAGGAGGAGUGGACAGCUGCCAGGGCGAUUCUGGCGGUCCGCUGGCCUGCGAUCACAGUGGGGUGAUACAAGUCGCCGGCGUGGUGAGCUGGGGAGAGAGGUGCGGCGUUAAGGACAAGCCGGGGGUUUACGCUCAUGUGUUCAGAUUCGUCUCGUGGAUCGAAAAUAUAAUUAAAGUGUUUCCCUAAGACUGCGCUGUGAGAAUGGACGCGGCGUACACAAUGUAAC